AUGGCAUCUUCUUCAGCCGGCCAGUCGAGCAAGGAGCUCAAAGCUUCAGCCUCCACCCCUUGCAUACCAAUUGAUGUACCGUCGGAGCUUCUGUCAAUCGUUGUGUCGAACUUGGAACCAGUUGACAUCGUAUGCCUCGCCCUCACAUGUCACCGGAGCAAAGAAGCAAUCCAGAAAAUCACUCAAAAGCCCUUGAAAGAGAUCUGCCCAAGAAAAGAGGUCACCAAGGUCUACUUUCGUCAAGCUCAAAAGCAUUGUUUGAAUGGCUCACUCACAGACUCCUUCCACGUCAGUGCCGAAUACGAGGAUGUCAUGGCCCGAUUGCGUCUUUGGUUUGGCUUCAGAAAGCUCUACUGCUAUGCAUGCCAACGAUAUCGAAACAUUGGUACGUGUCGAUGCGAGAUGCGUGACUUGGCUCGCCAGGAUUGUCUUUAUUGGUACCGUUUCUACGAGAGGAACAAGACCAACAGUUGA
Exophiala bonariae is the source of this 474-nucleotide messenger RNA. RefSeq lists its product as uncharacterized. The record is from RefSeq and is a predicted model, not a curated record. The transcript has a single exon. Gene Ontology annotation, molecular function: protein binding. Bases 1 to 474 code for a protein of 157 amino acids. Lineage: Eukaryota; Fungi; Ascomycota; Eurotiomycetes; Chaetothyriales; Herpotrichiellaceae.